This is a messenger RNA of Rotaria sp. Silwood1, 732 nucleotides long. NCBI's taxonomy places the organism in Eukaryota, Metazoa, Rotifera, Eurotatoria, Philodinida, Philodinidae. The record is from the annotation of a GenBank genome assembly.
AUGACAAGCUCUAUGAUUAGCAAUGAAAUUCUGCGUCUACAAUCAGUAUCUGACGCACUUAAUGGCUAUCUCGCUCUAGUUGUUCUUGCUAUGGGUACCGUGGGUAAUACAUUGAAUAUUGUCGUAUUUAUUCGUAUCAAAAAAUUUCGUCAAAUGUCGAAUUCCAUCUUUUUAUUGACUUCCUUUGUCGCUAGUAUAAUACUUGUUUGGACAGGCCGUUUUCCUCAAGCUUUAACUAUUCUUACUGGUAUUGAUAUAGCAGCAGCAUCACCAUUCUUUUGCGCAUUUCGUGCUGUAUUCGGGCGUAUCAGUCAAAAUUUGGCUUUGUUAUGUAUUGGCUUAGUCAGUAUCGAUCGUUUCCUUAUUACUUCACGAAACGAACGUUGUCGACGUCUUCUUACUAAGUUACGAGCUACUCUUAUCGUGACAAUAUUGUUUCUUAUUUAUUUAGCAAUCUCUAUUGAAGAUGCUAUCAGCUAUUAUUGGGCACGUUCAUGUAAAUCUCCCAAUACACCUUUUGCAUAUACACAAUUCGUCUCAUACUUUAGUUGGGUUGUCACUUUCGGUGUACCAUUAAUUCUAAUAACAAUAUUCAGUUUGUUCACUUGGCAAAAUCUUCGAUUUUCUGUGCAGGGUCGACGAAAUCGUCUUCAACAACAGGUUAAUCGAAUGAUGUUUGCGCAGUUCGAAUUUGUUUUAUUUGAACGUACAACAAAGCCAGCUAAUGAAUAA